UCGAGAUUUGUGACAUAAGAAUCAACGUACAAAAUAAAUCCUACUGUAGCCGGAUUCUCCAACUCUUUACCGAGUACUAUCGAUAACGUUAAGUGGCGACGUUUGUCGCUUGCAUUAUCGAUGGUUGAGACAGACAGUGAUUCUGUAACUACGCGUCAUCGAACAAAAUCGUUGCAAGAUGUGCUGUUUGUGAAACGACAAAAGUCGACAACUUUUAUUGAAAUGUGACAACGUCGCAUAUCAUUACUAUGAAUUUUAUAGGGACUUUGGUGAUUUUAGGUAAUAUAAUGUAAAGUGUCAGUCGCAUCUGUGUAAAUUUAUAUAAGCGCGGAUAGCUUGCCCAUUGUGUCAACAAUAGUGAAACUCCUUAUUCCUUUAUUUAAACUACCGUACUUAAUUCUUUGAACCUACCUUGUUACCUAUAUCUUGUUUCAAACUAUGGCAUCAAAAAGAAUUAGAAGCGGACGGGCGACGGAUGCGCAAUUAGCGGCAAUGGUGCAGUUUAUCGAAACACACAAAGGGAUUGCGGAAGGGAAAUUCCUAAUUAUGAAUGGAAAGGAAGAACUCCGUAAAAAAUGGGAUCAACUGGCAAAUACUUUAAAUAUGACCAAAGGUGCAACCAAAACCACAUCUCAAUGGCAAGUAACUUGGAGAGAUAUGAAAAGUCGAACAUCACAGAAAGCACGUAAAAUUAGAAAUCAGCGUAAUGCAACAGGCAAUAAAGAAAUUGACGAAGUUCCAUUGACACCAUUAGAGCUAAGAGUCAUUGGAAUCAUUUGCAAAAACUACGUUGAAGGUAGCUCUGACUGUCCUGAUAGCGUUCCCGAAGAAUGGGAGUUACAAGAACAGCUUGCUGCAGGCGACUCCUCACCAUCAUUAAAACCUCCACGUGUAGUUAGCAUCUUUGACCACAUAGCGAGUACAUCAACAUGCACUGAUGUUUUUGAAUCAGACAUUGCCAAUAACUAUGGAGAUAACGAAAACCCCAAUGUUGACCUCAUUGACUGGGAAUAUAUGGAAUUGGGCAACACUAAAGAAGGCAUUGCAGAAAGAAGACAAUCUGAACAAUUAUCUUCUACACGGGACCAGUUUGCAGCAAUUGCUGAGUCACAUGUCCAAUCAGUGAUGAUGCUAGCUGAAGCUGCAAAAUUACAGGCAGAAGGGACAAAGCGUCAUGCCGAUGCUAUGGGUCGAUUGGCAGAAGCGAUGGAACAGCAAGCUGAUGCAGCUGUGCAAAACGCUACCAAUGAAAAAGCGAGAAUCGAAGUCAUGUCUCAGCUAGUAGAAGUACUAUCACAGAUUUUACCAACUUACCAAUAA
Molecule: messenger RNA, 1320 nt
Organism: Neodiprion fabricii
Lineage: Eukaryota; Metazoa; Arthropoda; Insecta; Hymenoptera; Diprionidae
Exons: 8
Coding region: 439-1320 (293 amino acids)
Source: RefSeq, a predicted model, not a curated record